Aureococcus anophagefferens is the source of this 1522-nucleotide messenger RNA. RefSeq lists its product as hypothetical. The annotation marks the transcript as partial. The record is from RefSeq and is a predicted model, not a curated record. The transcript is spliced from 2 exons. NCBI's taxonomy places the organism in Eukaryota, Pelagophyceae, Pelagomonadales, Pelagomonadaceae.
GGGCGGCUUCGGCCGCGGCCGCGGCGCGGGCGCCAAGGGCGCGAAGGGCGGCAAAAGCAAGGGCAUGAUGGGCAUGAUGGGCAAGGGCGGCAAGGGCGGCGGCGCGGACCCCGAGGCCACGCGGGCCUUCGCGGCCGCGUGGGCCGCCUCGCGCGCCGUCGACGGCGCGGCCGACGGCGGCGCCUGGUGGGGCGCCGCGUUCUCGCGCGCGCGGACCGUCGAGGCCGUCCGCGGCUUCGCGAGGGACGGCGCGCCGGCGACGCUCCGCAACGCGCUCGAGGUCCGCGUCGCCGCCGACCGGCUCCUCGUCAAGUCCAACGGCGUGCCCGAGUACCAGCCGCGGAAGAUCCAGGGCGGCGCCGUCGUCGAGGGCGCCUGGCAGGGCGCGACGCGCAACGGGCGCUACGACCGGAACCCGAACGCCAUCGUCGCGCAGGACUACGCCUUUUCCAUCCCGCUGACCCCGGGGCCGCCGCUCGCGGCGCCGCUGGCGACGCCCAUGGGCGCGAUCGGCGUCGCCGUCAACGGCGUGCCGCUCUACAACCAGUACGGGAGCCCCGAGGGCGGCGACGCCGUCGAAGACGAGUCCUUCGACGCGUGCUGCGGGCACCCCGACGGCCUCGGACGCUACCACUACCACCAGUACCCUCGCUGCGUCGUCGGCGCGUCGGCGCUCGGCGCGAACGCGCCCGCGGCGCUCAUCGCGGCGACGCGGGAGACGGACUUCACGGCGGCGCCGCUGGCCAAGGUCCUCGCGGAGCAGCUCGAACGGCGCGAGCCGUCGCCGCCGCUGGGCGCGAGCUUCGACGGGCACGCGAUCAUGGGUCCGAUCGGAAGUUUCGGCGGCGACGUCCGGCUCGCGCGGAGCUCCUACACGGGGCCGAAGGACCCGGCCGGCAACCCGACCUUCGUCGCCGGAAGCGGCGAUCUGGACGAGUGCAACGGCGCCGUCGGAAGCGACGGCGCCUACCGCUACUUCGCGACCGUCGAGCUCGUCGGCGAGGACGUCGCGCCCGCGUAUCCGUACCUGCUCGGCGGCUAUCGCUCGCUCCCCGAGGCGAGCAACUUCCCCCCGCACGCGCUCCACCGCAUGGGCCUCGGCGGCGGCGACAAGGGCGGCAAGGGCUUCGGCCGCGGCCGCGGCGGCUCCGGCCGCGGCGGCGGCUUCGGCAAGGGCGCGGGCGCGCACGGGCCUCCUCCUCCUCCUCACUGGGGCGGCAAGGGCGGCAUGCAGGAAGGCGCACCGCCUCACGGCGGCUGGGGCAAGGGCGGCGCGGGCUGGCGCGAGGGCCCUCCGCCUCCUCACUACGGCGGCGGCUGGGGCGAGGGCGGCGGCGGCUGGCACGAGGGCGCUUUGCCCCAUCACGGCGGUGGCUGGGGCAACGGCGGCUGGCACGAAGGCCCUCCGCCCCAGCACGGCGGCGGCUGGGGCGAGGGCGGAGGCUAUCAAGGCUACCCUCCGCAUCACGGCGGCGGCUGUAACCGUGGCCCUCCCCACAACGGCUGGGACGCCGACUACUAG